This is a messenger RNA of Thrips palmi, 1090 nucleotides long. Its product is annotated as putative glycine-rich cell wall structural protein 1. Lineage: Eukaryota; Metazoa; Arthropoda; Insecta; Thysanoptera; Thripidae. The coding region runs from base 183 to 464 and encodes 93 amino acids. The record is from RefSeq and is a predicted model, not a curated record. The transcript is spliced from 2 exons.
CUAGCGUACAUAUAUUUUGCAAGUGGGGGACCCCUUGGUUUACCCCCUCGGGGUGCCCCCGACGCCGACUCCGUGACCCACCCGACUGCCCCUCGACCGGACGGCUCGGCCUGUCAGACGUCAGAUAUAAAAAGCGAGGGGUCGCCGCGACUGGAGCAUUGCUAGAGAGGACACCGCGCAGCAUGGCCAGAGUGACGGUUGCGUUCCUGGUGCUGGCCGUCGUGGUCCUGCACAUGGCUGCGCCGAGCAGAUCCGAGGCGUUGUCUGAGAGGCUCAUGCGCGUAGCCCGGAGUCCUUACGGUGGCGGUGGUGGCGGCGGGGGCGGCGGCGGUGCUGGCCGUGCCUGUGGCCAGGGACGCUCCAGCGACGGGCAGCGAGGACACUACGGUUCGGGCGGGGCGCCCGGCGGCCCCGGAGGACCCCGAGGCCCCGACGCACCGUGCCCGCCGUGGAUGCAGGGCUGAGGAGCCCCGAAGGAACGUCGGCCGAUUCGGCGCUAGCCUAGUCGGCCUCUACUCCAGCUUGGCCCACUCGUCCUAACUGCUCCACCUGGGCCCACUCGUCCUAGCUACUCCAGCUUGGCCCACUCGUCCUAGCUACUCCAGCUUGGCCCACUCGUCCUAACUACUCCAGCUUGGCCCACUCGUCCAAGCUACUCCACCUGGGCCCACUCGUCCUAACUACUCCAGCUUGGCCCACUCGUCCAAGCUACUCCACCUGGGCCCACUCGUCCUAACUACUCCAGCUUGGCCCACUCGUCCAAGCUACUCCACCUGGGCCCACUCGUCCAAGCUACUCCACCUGGGCCCACUCGUCCUAACUACUCCAGCUUGGCCCACUCGUCCUAGCUACUCCAGCUUAGCCCACUCGUCAGUGUCAAUCAGAUCGUUCGAAUCGGUGAUUGGCCGUUUGCACCACACUACACUCUGAGAAAAAGUCUUCUUUUUUUGCUGUCUUUCUCUUGUUUUUAAGAAGUUCAGUCCAUCGCUUCAGCCAUUUUGUGACUCUUUCCAAAUAUUAGCAGAGUAAAAUGUAUAAUGAAAAAGCUACGUUAAAUAAACAAUAAACUUAACGGUUUUUGUGACUUUUU